CUAUAUACCAAGCGACCCAUGUACGGACACAUCAACCAUCCACUGAUGAGCUACGGCGCCGAAGACUUCUCCGGUCAUUUACCGCCUCCAACGGGCGAAGAUUUCUACUCAAUGGCGGCGGUGGGGGCGGCCAAGUCGGAGGUAGGCUACACCAGUAGUGGCUGCAGCAGCUACGGGUCCCCGAGUUCCCUGACGGGUAGUCACUUCUCGGCCCCGAGCUCGAGCUCGAGCUUGAUGCAGAGGAGCGUGAGCAGCCACUCGCUACAGAAGAAUAUUUGUGGGUUUCCCCAGCUGACUCCGGCGUCGCUGCUGGCCGACUUCAUUGACUCCGAGACUUGUCCGGUGAGGAAGGUGUUUAGUACUGGUGAUUUGCAGAGGAUUAAUGUGGGGCAACACUACCAUCGAUCAAACAGCCCAUUAUCGAACGAGAACAGUACCAGCAUCAUAGAAGGCAUGAGCAGAGCUUGCCGUUACAGUCCUGAGGAGAAGAAGGAGAGGAUUGAGAGAUAUAAGAGCAAGAGAAGCCAUAGAAACUUCAACAAGAAGAUUCAGUAUGCAUGCAGGAAGACGUUGGCUGACAGUAGGCCGCGGAUCAGAGGGCGAUUUGCUCGGAACGAUGAAAUCGAGAAGAGCAGGUCCGGCCAGAACCAAUGGAACCAACACGCAGGUGCAGUCGAGGAAGACGAUGACGAUAUUGAUGACAAUUGGAUCAACCUUCUCGACUUAUUUUCCGCCAAUUUAAUUCCAUAAUUGAUCUUAAUGAGAUAUAUAUCUAUAUAUAUUAGCAAAAUCAGAGUGCUUUGCUUCUUAUUGUGAUGAUGCAUAUCUCAGUAGUCAGUUCAGUCGUAUUCCAAAUAUGCAUAAAGGCAUGGUUGAUUUGUGUGUAUUACCAUACCAAGUGACAAUUUGGAGGCUUCUGAUUUCUUGGGUGGAAACUAAUUAAUUAGAUAUCUACUGCGAUUAUGACUA
Messenger RNA from Diospyros lotus (date-plum), 969 nucleotides. Its product is annotated as zinc finger protein CO3-like. The record is from RefSeq and is a predicted model, not a curated record. The coding region runs from base 19 to 750 and encodes 243 amino acids. The transcript is spliced from 3 exons. Gene Ontology annotation, cellular component: nucleus. Gene Ontology annotation, molecular function: protein binding. Gene Ontology annotation, biological process: regulation of flower development. NCBI's taxonomy places the organism in Eukaryota, Viridiplantae, Streptophyta, Magnoliopsida, Ericales, Ebenaceae.